GAGCUUUCCACGCUGACUGGCACUCAAGUCCUGCUGCUGGUGGCCAGUGAGACGGGCCAUGUGUACACGUUUGCCACGCGGAAGCUGCAGCCCAUGAUCACCAGUGAGACGGGGAAGGCGUUGAUCCAGACGUGCCUCAAUUCCCCAGACUCGCCCCCGCGCUCGGACCCAACCACUGACCAGCGCAUGAGCGCCACGGGCUUUGAGGAGACGGACCUCACCUACCAGGUGUCCGAGUCAGAUAGCAGCGGGGAGACCAAGGACGCACUGAAACCAGCGUUCACUGUCACCAACCUGCCGGGGACAACAUCCACCAUCCAGACAGCCCCCACCACCUCAACCUCCAUGCAGGUCAGCAGUGGCCCGUCAUUCCCCAUCACUAAUUACCUGGCGCCAGUGUCUGCCAGCAUCAGCCCCAAUGCCGUCACCAGUGCCAACGGGACAGUGCUGAAGACUACUGGAGCCAGUGCAGUGACAUCUGGGGGCCUCAUGCCAAUACCCACCAGCUUCACCCUCAUGUCAGGUGGUACCAUGGCUCAGCAGGUCCCAGUCCAGGCGAUCCAGGUGCACCAGGCACCGCAGCAAACGUCUCCCUCUAGUGACAGCAGCACUGACCUUACCCAGACCUCUUCCAGUGGAACAGUGACCCUCCCGGCGACCAUCAUGACGUCGUCUGUGCCAACCACUGUGGGUGGCCACAUGAUGUACCCCAGCCCACAUGCGGUGAUGUACGCGCCCACACCUGGCCUUGCGGACGGCGGACUUGCAGUCCUCAACGCUUUCUCACAGGCGCCCUCAGCGAUGCAGGUGUCCCACGGCCAGGUCCAGGAUCAGGGUGGCGUUCCCCAAGUGUUCCUGACAGCCCCAUCAGGCACCGUUCAGAUCCCAGUCUCAGCUGUCCAGCUUCACCAGAUGGCUGUCAUCGGGCAGCAGAGCAGCAGUGGCAGCAGCCUGACGGAGCUGCAGGUGGUCAACUUGGACACCUCACACAGCGCCAAGAGUGACUGAGAGGCCUCUGCUGCCGGCCUUGUGCUGUCCCUGGCUUGUCAUGCCAGUGCCGGGGCUGGCGGCAAUUCCUUCUCGUACAGACUGCACCAGUUAUUUAUUGUUGCCUUUUCACGUUUCCUUCAUCCACACAUGCACACACACACACACACGCACCCACCCACCCACCCACACACACACAUACACACAGGCAUGCGCGUGGGGCUGCAGGACCCACCUAGGGUGGAGCUGUGCUGGGGCCG
This is a messenger RNA of Nipponia nippon (crested ibis), 1247 nucleotides long. NCBI's taxonomy places the organism in Eukaryota, Metazoa, Chordata, Aves, Pelecaniformes, Threskiornithidae. The record is from RefSeq and is a predicted model, not a curated record.